GUUCAUACAUGAUCGUUUUUUACAUUUAGUACCGGUAUACUAGGGAUUGCUAGCGCUUCCAUCGGAAAAUUGUCGUUCGUGCAAUUGCUACUUUGUCAUUCCAGUAGCCCAACUGUCCUUGCAAAAGCUAGUUGCUCACAUACACUAGACGUUUCUCGCUGUACUAGAUCACCUUUACCGCUUUCUGCAUCUACCAUUCAACGACUCCUUUAUACUUCUCUGUGCUUUAGCAACGCGGAGCACAACAGUAGUCUGCAGGCUAGAAGCACGGGGCUUUUAGCCCCGUUGCUUUCCUGCUAGUGCUUUCGCCGCAGUAGGACCUUCUUUCGCCAGCGGGCGCUCGGGAAAGGAUGGCGCGCAAUGAAGAGAAGGCUCAGUCUAUGCUUAACCGCUAUCUGGCGGGAAAGCUAGACGAGAAGCGCGGACCAAAGCAAAAGCGGCCAUACCUUGCGUCGGAAUGCCGCGACUUGGUGGAGGCGGAUAAAUGGCGGUCUCAGAUUAUCCGGGAGAUUGGAAAGAAAGUCAUGGAGAUUCAGAAUGAGGGCUUGGGAGAGCAUCGCAUCCGCGACCUGAACGACGAGAUCAACAAGCUGAUCCGCGAGAAGGGGCACUGGGAGCGGCGCAUCAAGGAGCUGGGUGGCCCGGACUACUCCAAGGCGGCGGGCAAGGUGACGGACAGCAAGGGGAGAGAGGUGGCGGAGCUGACAGGCAAGGGCCGCGGCUACACCUACUUUGGCGCCGCCAAGAAGCUGCCGGGCGUGAAGGAGCUGUUCGAGGCGGAGCCGGUCAAGGUGGCGCGGCGCUCGCGCUUCCAGAUGCACCGCGCCAUCGACCCCGACUACUACGGCUUCCGGGACGAGGAGGACGGCGUGCUGGAGCGGGUGGAGGAGGACGCGGAGAAGAUCAUGCGCAUGCAGGCCGUGUUGGACUGGGAGGAGAAGGAGCAGGAGCGGCAGCAGGCACUCUCCUCCGUAGCCGCCCGCAGCGCUGGCGGCGAGGGCGGUGGAGGUGAGGAGGGUGCCCGCUUCGUGGCGUACGUGCCGCUGCCCGACCAGCAGGCCAUCGAGGCCAAGAUCCUGGAGAUGAAGCGCAACGACCUGCUGUCCAAGUACGCCAGUGAGGCGCUGCUGCAGCAGCAGGCGCAGGCCAAGUCGCUGCUGAACAAGAAGUGAGGGUGCGGGCGGAGGCGGGAUGGUGUCACUCUCUUUUGCCGGAGACCUUCAGUGUUGCAGCAUUGCUGAGGUGCCGGUAGGGCAGGUCAAGGCAGCUUGCGACCUUGAUGUGCGGCGUCUGGGGCCCACAAGGGGUGGGGGUGCUGAGAGCGUGCAUACAUGGGUAGCAUGCCGCCAGCACCCGCAGCAGUGUGGUGGUGUUCACAUGACGGCAGGUGCGAAGGCCACGCGUGCAUGAUUUGUGGAGCACCUUUGUGGGGCGAGCUCCUGCUAGGCCAACCCGACGGUGCAAAAUUGAAGCGCUGUGCACAGUUGCGGCCGCGUCUAAACGGAGGGGGGAUGUACCGGUAUGGCCCGGCUUAUGUUUUGUUGCAUGUGUGCGGAGACUUCAACCUUUGACUACCGGUACAUGGAAUGUACGGGAUUCGGAACGGAAGGAAGGCAGGUUGAUUGAUGGAGGAAACGAGGCAUGGCAGCCGCGCCCCUCUUCGAGUCCGCUGUGCGCAGGAGAAGGAGCA
This is a messenger RNA of Astrephomene gubernaculifera, 1690 nucleotides long. The record is from the annotation of a GenBank genome assembly. Lineage: Eukaryota; Viridiplantae; Chlorophyta; Chlorophyceae; Chlamydomonadales; Astrephomenaceae.